UAUCCAAUCUCUGACUGCAGGUCUUGUCCCCAACACUGUGUCAUGUCUGUGACUCUGUACCUUGCCGUUCCUGACUCUGUGCCCUGUGUUUGCCUCCUCCUCUCUCAAAGGAGCCUGGCCCGUGUUCAGAGCACGGCUAGUCAUGCAGACAUCCUGCUCCUCACGAAGCAGCCUGUAGGGGGCACACGUUCUGCUGUGCGUGCUGCAGAGUAUAUGGACAUUGCAUUGCAGCUGCUAAGGGAGAAGGCCGGUCAUGUUCACAAGAAUUUUCUCAAUGCCACAGAUCUGCUUACUGCUGAAGACCUGGCUACCAUCAGCAAGCUCACAGGAUGUAGGGCCCUCCAAAGUCUCGCUCCAUGUAAUAAAACCAUAUUAAAGAGCAAGUUCCGUACCAUCACCGGGAUCUGCAACAACAUGAGAAACACGCGUCUGGGAUCCUCAAACAUGCCGUUUACACGCUGGCUGCCACCUCAGUACCAGGAUGGAACAUCAUUGCCCAAAGGCUGGGACCCUAAACUGAAAGUCAAUGGCUUCCUUCUCCCCAUGGUGAGGGAGGUCUCUAAUCGUAUCCUGCACACAGAUAACAAGGAUGUGAAGCAAGAUAAAGUCUACUCCCAUCUGGUGACCCUCUUUGGCCAAUGGAUGGACCAUGACUUGACCCUGACGCCCUCCUCUCCCAGCAUCCGCUCAUUCAGCAAUGGAGUCAACUGUGAAAAUACCUGCACUUUUACUAAUCCCUGCUUCCCCAUGAUGAUACCGCCGAAUGAUGCCCGCUUCAAGAAAAACACCAAUGUGAAGUGUCUCCCCUUCAUCCGCUCUGCACCAGCAUGUGGGAGCGGGGAAGCAGAGACCUGGUUUGGCGCGGCCAAUGUGCGGCAGCAGAUAAAUGCAUUGACGUGCUUCUUGGACGCCAACCAGGUCUACGGGUCCCAUGAUAUUCUGGCACGCAAUCUGCGCAACCUGGAUUGUGACACGGGCCUGAUGAAGGUCAACAGCAUUUACCGUGAUAACGGCAGGGAUUUGCUGCCUUUCUCUAAUCUGCAUAUCUGCAACACACGAGGGAAAAUUACUGGGAAUAACAGUCUGCAAGAGGUGCCCUGCUUCUUAGCAGGUGACAUACGUGUGAAUGAGAAUAUCGCCCUGACGUCCCUGCACACGCUAAUGUUGCGAGAGCACAAUCGGCUGGCCCUCACUCUGCGCCAGCUCAAUCCCAAAUGGAGCGGCGAAAGGGUCUAUCAGGAGGCUCGCAAAAUCUUGGGAGCGUUCCAUCAGGUCAUAGCUUUCAGGGACUACCUACCACACAUCGUUGGAACGAAAAAUGCAGAGAAACUCCGCAAAUACCACGGCUACAGUGACAGGGUGAACCCCAGCAUUUCCAACGUCUUUGCUACAGCAGCCUAUCGUUUUGCCCAUCUGGCCAUCCAGCCUUUCAUCUUCCGGCUGGAUGAGAAGUACACUGAACACCCGCAGUUUAAGUCUGUGCUGCUGCACAAAGCCUUUAGCGCCCCCUGGAGGGUGGUCUUUGAAGGAGGCAUUGACCCAGUGCUGCGAGGCCUGAUUGGGCACCCGGCCAAGCUGAAUGUACAGGAUCACAUGAUGCACGACGAGCUCCGUGAGAGGCUCUUCCAGUUCACUGAACACGUAGCGCAGGACCUGGCCUCGCUGAACAUGCAGCGCAGCCGCGACCACGGGCUGCCCGGCUACAACGCAUGGCGCCGGUUCUGCAAGCUGUCCGUACCCAGAACGGAGGAGCAGCUGGCCGCCGUGCUCAAGAACAAAACAAUGGCCCAGAACCUGCUCAAGCUAUAUGGCACGGCAGACAAUAUCGACGUGUGGCUGGGGGGCGUGGCUGAGCCCUUUGUCCCUGGGGGCCGUGUGGGGCCCCUCUUCGCCUGCCUCAUCACGCGGCAGUUCAGCCAGAUCCGCAAGGGUGACCGUUUCUGGUGGCAGAAAAAUGGAGUCUUCACCAAAGAGCAGAUUAAGUCCCUAUCUAAGAUCUCCAUGGCGCGCAUCAUCUGUGACAACACGGGCAUCACCAGCGUUCCCGUAAACCCCUUCCUACUGUCUGCCAGUGGGGUCAAACUUACCAAAUGCCAGGACAUCCCCACUGUCGACCUCAAGCCCUGGAAGGAGAACAAAAAAGAGGAUCAAGACUCUGAAGAAGACCUGCCGACCAACACCACCAAGGCAUUUGAUUUCUCUCUGCGGCUUGGCCUGGUCCGUCCCGGCCCGGAUGGUCAGGUGAUCGUCUUCCGGGAGCCCACAGACGGCAGACUGCAGCCAUACAACACCCAGACGGGGAGAUUCACCUGCCGGGUGCCUGGCCUGUACCAGUUCCACUUCAACUGCAUCCUGCUUGACAGCGAGAAGGACGUUAGACUCAUGCGGAACACGGAGCCGCAGGCCACGUCCGUCAUCGCUCGGCAGGACAGCUAUCUUACGGCCUCCGGGGGCGCUGUGCUUCUGCUGAAAAGGGGGGACAGGGUGUGGCUACAGGGCAGCAGGGGAGGUGGGGGCCUGGCAGCUGACAGUCUCUUCACGGGCCGCCUGCUCUUUGCUGUCUGAUGUCACAAACAUACCGGUAUUUGCCGCCAUUUGCUCCAGUACCCUGCUAUAAUUGCAUACUUAGCGAUAAAAUGCAUAAAUUACAAGGCAUACUGCAUUUUUGGAGGACAGGUGGCUAAAUUGAAAUAGAGAAUUUACCGCUAACAAUCCAUAAAUAUGGAAAAAUUGGUAUAUGUAUAAAGAUUCCUAAAUAACAAAAUAGGAUUAUUGUUAUUGUUAUUUGCCUAUAUGUGAAUCAUUCUGAGUCAUAUCAGCAAGAAUUUAUGGUAACUUGGUCAUUACAAACAUGUAGGCAUUUUAACAUACACAUUGAAAAAAAUAAUGUUAUUUUAAAAGGUUCACACAUCACAAAGCAAAACACCCUGAUCAGCAAAACACUGACGUUUUGCAAAGCACAAAUGAAGCAGCAUCGGGUUGCGGCAUUUUGUCAUUGGCAGUUUGGAUUUAAUACCCCGUCUCAUAAACAAGCAUUGAUUCAGUUUUAUUCUGUGUGGAAUUUGCAAAGAUGGAGUAAAAACUAGCAGACAUAUAAACCUGCAAAACAACCAAAUUUUUUCACCAUUUUAUCACCAUGUGUUUGUGAAAAUGCAGAUUUACUUGAACCUCAUUAUAUACACUGCAGGCUCCACUUUUUGGGCUUUUAAAUUUGGCAUAAAGUUUUAGCAUGAUUAUGAUUUAUAUGCGAAAUAAAAAUAUCCUUCCUUAAUAUCUUUGCGGUUCAGUUUACUUAGAUCCAGACUCCUAUGAAGCCCCGUACUGCUCCCACCACCAUCUUGCUCAGCCCUUCCAGUUGCACCCUGACACUGUUCUCACAGGGGCUGUAUUUUUUAUUUUAUAAUAUAAGAAUUCUUAUCGCCUGUUGCUUAUUUUGCAUAUAUUACAUAAAGCAAUAAAGAGGAAAACCUCCCAUUC
This is a messenger RNA of Paramormyrops kingsleyae, 3477 nucleotides long. NCBI's taxonomy places the organism in Eukaryota, Metazoa, Chordata, Actinopteri, Osteoglossiformes, Mormyridae. The record is from RefSeq and is a predicted model, not a curated record.